GGAGUUGUUCAAUGGCAGUAUUUUGUUCGUUGACCCGCGAGCGGCUGCGUUGGCGCACGCCCGAAUGCGAACCGCGUUUGUUCUACAUCCAAAUUUUCAAAUUGAUCUCUUUGGUGCUAUAGUGUGUAAAUUAAUAUUAGGUAACUGAUUAAUUUAUUGUAGUGCGACCUUAGUUUAUUUUUAGAUAUUACCGGCUUUUUCCUGGUUACCUAUAUAGACGGUUUGCAGCCAAUAUGGUUCCUAAUUUGAACCUACUGCACGUAAUAUGUUUCACGCUGUUAUUCGGUCUGUGCGUGCGCACGCAUGCCGAAUUAUUCACAGCAAUAGCAGAAGUGGAACAUUUACUGGAGACACAUAAAAAGAUAAUAGAUGACCUAGAUUUUUAUAUUGAAAAGGAAGAGUCAAGGCUUUCAGCACUGAAGAGGCAUUUGAACCUCUACAGGACGGAACAUGAGAAGGCGAUGGAAGACAUUCCCAAUUAUUUGGGAAAUCCAAUCAACGCCUUUACUCUUAUUAAAAGACUGACAACGGAUCUUGAUAAUAUUGAAGCUAGUAUUAAGAUAGGAACAGAGUACGUAAAGAAUAUAACGAUGAACCAUACGGGGGUGAAGUAUCCGACUCUAGAAGAUUUAACUGGAGCUGCGCAGGCGCUGACUAGGCUUCAAGAGACUUACCAUCUCGAUGUGAAAGAUCUGUCAGAAGGAAAGCUAAAUGGAGUUACUUACAGUACUCCAAUGAGCGCAAGCGACUGUUACGAGUUGGGGCGUGCGCUGUACAACGAGAAAGACUAUAAGAACGCACGCGCUUGGAUGCUCGAAGCGCUGCGAAAGUACAAGGAGGAAAACACUACCUACUCCUUCAAAGAAUCUGAUAUAUUGGAAUACAUCGGCUUCUCUUAUUACUUACUUGGCGACACGCGAAGCGCUUUGGAAUGGACUCACAAGCUGUUGGCCGUUGACCCGAAACACCCCCGGGCUAAAGGCAAUAUACCGCACUACCAGAAGAGCAUUCAGGAAGAAGAACUUAGACUAAGGAAGGAACGACGUGGGGAAACUGGUGCUGAGCCGGAACAGGAGAAACCAGCCGCGUUAUCGGAAUACGAUAAAGAGAGGAAAUCGUAUGAAGCUCUUUGCCGCGGUGAAGUCGACGUGCCUAACGAGAUCUCUAAGAAAUUGACAUGCCGUUACAUGACGGAGAACCACCCGUUCCUACGACUGGCGCCCAUCAAGAUGGAAAUGAUGUACCUGAACCCUGAUAUUGUGAUAUUCCAUGACGUCAUCAGCGAUGGAGAGAUUGAAACUGUUAAGCGAAUGGCUAGGCCUAGGUUCAAACGAGCAGUCGUCCACGAUCCGAAGACCGGGGAGUUGGUGCCGGCUCACUACCGUAUAAGCAAGUCGGCCUGGCUGCGCGACACCGAGGCAGAGACCAUCGCUCGAAUAACUCGCCGAGUCUCACACAUGACCGGCCUCAGCAUGGACUCCGCUGAAGAACUCCAAGUCGUCAAUUAUGGAAUAGGAGGCCAUUAUGAACCUCAUUACGAUUUUGCUAGGAAGCGGGAGAAUGCCUUCGCUAAGCAGGGAGGCAACAGGAUAGCUACAGUUCUCUUCUAUAUGUCAGACGUAGCGCAGGGCGGCGCCACGGUGUUCACGAAGCUGGGUCUGAGUGUGUUCCCGGUGAAGCGCGCUGCGGCGUUCUGGAUGAACCUGCAUCCCUCCGGCGAGGGAGACUUCGCCACCAGACACGCGGCCUGCCCCGUGCUACAGGGCUCCAAGUGGGUAUGCAAUAAAUGGCUGCACCAAGGCGGGCAGGAGUUGCUGAAGCCGUGCAACUUGGAGUACCAAGCGGAGGGCAUCAUCCGCCAGAUCCCGCGGCCAGUGCCCAAGACGUACAGGUAGAAUUACAACUCCAUACUACUGAAUAAGCUGUUCAAACAGUACUGAUUAGUGCAAAUAUAGUGAUCUGAUUAGUGAGCAAUUUGUGUAUUUGAUAACUUUCUAGUAUACGUUCCUAACCAGUGAAAAAUUGUACUGAAGUUACAAAAAUAUUUUACUUCAUCCUAAAUAAUUAGGAAUGUGCCGAUUAGUCGGAAAUAAUCGCGUUUAUAGUAGAAAAUGCAUCUGUAAUAUGUCAUAUAAAUUAGUUAAAUUGAAAGACAAAAUAUUGUAAACAAGACGUAACAAAUUGUAUAGAUAAGUAAAUAUCAAAAUAAGAAAAAUAUAAUUAUAGUUAAUUGCAUAAUCAUUUGUUAAUUGCAUAAGCUACUAUGAAAGGCGAAAGGCAGGGUUGUAUGGGAGUUUCGUACAGCAAAAAAAUUUCGUGUUCCCGAAUAUUUUUGGGUUUAAUUGGUAGUAAUCAUGAUAAGAAAGCCCUAUAAAAUCCGAACCCCCAAAAGGCCGGCAACGCACUUGUAACGCCUCAAGUGUACAUGGGCGGCGGCGAAUGCUUACCAUCAGAUGAUCCGUCUGCUCGUUUACCGACUUAUUGCAUAAAAAAGGUACUUAGUAUAACUCCGAAACCAGACUUUUGUAGUACUUUAGUAAGUUUGUUCAGUUUGAGAAUAUUUUUUUAUAGAAGGGUGUCUCAUUACUAUUGAGAGGUGGUCCCAACAUUACCCAUUGUUCUUUAUCACGCGUAAGCACAUAAACAUUGUUUUGUGAAAAAUAAUGUAGGAAGUUGAUAAAUUGACUUGAGAAUUUACCCAUUCAGUAGGGUGCUUAAGGAGUGACCUUUGUCCAGCAGCGGUCUACAAUAGUUUGAUAAUGAUUAAGUGCUGAUGGAGUUUUGAGUGUUGGUAAAUAAAACAACUUAGUUUUUGUAGGAAUUUCAUUUACUUUAUUUUCUUAUAAUUACUUGAUUGGUUCUUAAUAUUACUUCAUCCAAGAAAGGGGCAGGUCGGGUCAUACCCUCAUGGCAAGCAUAACUCAAAUACCAAAGAAUGCUCGUAACAUGUGAGCAGCAUCCCACUGUUAAACCAACGAUACAAUUACAGCAAUAACUUUUGAUUGUGUCCCGGCUAUUCAUAUUUGUUUCUGCAACUAUGAAAACAAAAUAAGUAUAGGAGAAGAAUGGCGGGACUUUAUUUUAGCUUGAAGCAACAUAGACCAUCUGGAACAUAGAAGCUCAAAUCGCAUACUUGGCCCCAGCAAACUUCACAAACUUCAUUCAUGGAGGGAAUCUGUAAAUAAAUAACAUUGAUGUAAUUCAAAAUGAAGCAUUACAUAUGAUAGAUAUAAAUUGCACCAAACAUGGCCAGGCUAGAGAAUAAAUCUUGACACACAAUGAUUGGUUUUCACUGAAGACCAUUCCCAAAAAUACUAAAUAUAUUUAUUGUUUACUGGAGUAGAGAAGGUUGUAAUAUUAUUUUUACAGAAAAAUUAAUGGUUUAGUUACCUCAAUAAGUGGUCCAAAUUGUAUCAGGGAACACGAAAAAAAGUAUGCUGUACGAAUUCUGCCAUUUUCCUUUAAUAAAAAAACAUAAUAUUUGAAAACAAAAAGUUAUAUGGUAAACCUUCGUCGAUGUUAUUAUUAUUAUUCUGUACAACUUCUUUUUUACUUUUUAGUUAUCAAAUGUAACAUAUUGCUUUUUUUAGCAAAUUGACUACAAGUUACGUAGUAAAUAAUUAAGUAUUUAGCGUGUGUAAUAGUGUUGUGUUAAAACAAGUUAAUCUUGCCUAAUGAUCUAAUGAUAGACGUCUAAUAUCUCAAAUACAUAGAGGCUUCAGUGUUGCCGUUUUUCUAUAAAACUAAUGUAAUUAUUUAUUACCUAUGUAGUUCUACAAAUAAGGUAAAAUAGUUGAAUAGUACAUAUUAGUAUGUAUACCUAUUUAGUUCAAUUUGUUGAGUUAUACAAAUUAAUAUAAUAUAUAUUAUCUUUAAAAAAAAUAUAGAUUAUAAUAUUAUUAUUUUAAGUACGUACAUAUUUUUAUAAAAUCCAGUCAUUUUAUUUUGAAUAAGUAACAAAUGAUACAAAUUAAGUUCAAUCUCACGCAAUGCAUUUAUACAAAUAUUUAAUACAUAUCUAAUAUUAUGACAAUAUUGCUUUACUAGACAAUUAAUGAGUAAUAUAGAUGUAAGUAAUGCUUAAAAUUAAGUUGGCUGUAAUUAAGAAAUAUGCUUUAAAUCAAUUUUAUGUAAACUGAAAUUGUUUUAUAUUAUGUAUUUGAUUAUACAAUUUUCAAUUGAUA
Molecule: messenger RNA, 4184 nt
Organism: Spodoptera frugiperda (fall armyworm)
Lineage: Eukaryota; Metazoa; Arthropoda; Insecta; Lepidoptera; Noctuidae
Gene: PH4alphaEFB
Product: prolyl 4-hydroxylase subunit alpha-2
Exons: 12
Coding region: 234-1895 (553 amino acids)
Biological process (GO): peptidyl-proline hydroxylation to 4-hydroxy-L-proline
Cellular component (GO): endoplasmic reticulum
Molecular function (GO): procollagen-proline 4-dioxygenase activity; protein binding; iron ion binding
Source: RefSeq, a predicted model, not a curated record